Messenger RNA from Macrosiphum euphorbiae (potato aphid), 504 nucleotides. The record is from the annotation of a GenBank genome assembly. NCBI's taxonomy places the organism in Eukaryota, Metazoa, Arthropoda, Insecta, Hemiptera, Aphididae.
AUGGAAGCCCCCAAAACCAGUGUAGCUUCAAUAGACUUGUUGAUAACAUUUUUACAAAAAAGGUGUCAAAUUUUAGAAGCUGUUGAGUCAGCAAUGCAGAUUAUUGUUCCCCCUCAGUCUACUACCAUCAAAAAAGGUAAUAAUAAUAAUCAAAAUAAAAUGCGUGCUACAUCGUCGUAUUUUGCCGCUGACGAUAUAAAAUGUUUUGCUUGUAAACAAUCACAUACCGUGUACAAAUGUCCGACGUUUUUGGAUAUGACAGUUCCUCAACGAAUUCCAAAGGUUACGGAUUUCAAUUUAUGCAACAUUUAUCUACGAAUACAUUUGGACAAAAAAUGCAAAUUUAAAAAAUGUUUUAAAUGCAAUAAACCACAUAAUUCAUUAUUACAUUUAGUAAAAAUAGUUCAUGAAUCAAAUAAUAAAGAAAACGAAGUAAAAACCAACUUUGAUUCUGAACCUAAUACUACGGUAACAGCACACGCAUAUCAUAAUAGAGGCGCCUAG